AUGCGUUACACACGAAUAGAUGCCAAAGACCCAAAGCCACCAUCCCGAACCAGCAGCGCUGGUCAAUCACGAAAUCCACAGCGUACCUGCGGAGCCAACAGACCCGACCCAGCAACAGCCCCUGCGAGACCCCGAGUCCCCCCUCUUUUUGGCCGAGCCCCGUACCUAGAGGCGCCGGAACCGCGGGACUGGCCUGGAGAUUUUCUCCCCUUUGUAUGUGAUGGCUGUUCAGGUGUCUUCUGCCUUCAGCACAGAAGCCGAGAUGCUCAUGGGUGUUCUGAGGUGAAUAUAAGAAACAACUCUGUGAAACCAGAUCAGCACAGAUCUUACCCAUGCUCAUACAAGGACUGCAAGGGAAAGGAGCUUUUGCCAGUUUUAUGCCCCUACUGUGAAAAACAUUUUUGUCUAAGACACCGGCAUCAAUCAGACCACGAAUGUGAGAAACUGGACACGCCAAAACCUCGAAUGGCUGCCACCCAGCAGCUUGUUAAACAUAUUCUAGAUUCCAAAAAAAACGAGGAAGCAAAAAGCAAAAAACAUAAAGGAGCAAAAAACAAUGAGACAGCAGCAAAAGUGGCAUUAAUGAAACUGAAAAUGCACGCAUGUGGGGACAAGUCCUUGCCUCAGGCAGAAAGAAUUUACUUUCAAGUAUUUUUACCAAAGGGGAACAAAGAGAAAAGCAAGCCGAUGUUCUUUUGCAGUAAGUGGAGUAUUGGCAAAGUAGUAGAUUUUGCAGCUUCCUUAGCAAGCCUUAAAAAUGACAACAACAAAUCAACAUCUCAGAAGUUGCGCUUGUGCCAUACUGCCUCUGGAGAAGCCUUGCCGUUUGAGCACACAUUGGAAACGUGGCUAUCUGAUAAAGACUAUCCAUUGUACAAUGGUGGAAAUAUAAUUUUGGAGUAUCUUGAUAAUGAUGUUCUAUUCAUAGAAGAUACAGAGUCAUACUUUAGUUAAUCAGUAAAUUAUUACAAACAAAAAAAAAUUUUUUUAGAAGUGUGGUAUUCAAACCGAGUCCAGUUCUCUUUUAAAAAUCAUUGGUAUGCCAGAAUCUGGCCUCAGUUCUAAAGACACAGCUCCCAUCAAUUUCUCAAUUGCUUGACUGACAGAAGAACUAUGUCCUGAAAGGAAAAUCAGUUAUUAUAGUAACUAAUAUUACAGAUAUUUGCUUUCUGGAAUAAAUUCUUGCUUUAUUUAGCUGUAUAAUGUAAUAAUGUCUUAAAUUUUGUGUUUAUUUUUGUGUAAAUGAUGGGAAAAGUAUGUAUUAAAAUCAAAUAAUGAAAAAUGCAGUGUAUCAGUUCUCUGAAGGAAAGAAACACGUUACACUAUCGCAGCAUCUUUCCUACAUCUACAAGAACAGAUCUCAUUGAGUGUGGAAUCCGGCACUGUCUGUGCCCCAGGUCCACAUGUUCUUCGCUCAUUAUAGUGUAACAACAUUUAGAAGGAAAGCUGUCUGAAACAAAUGCAAAUUCACUGUCCUGGUUUCAGCUGGGAUAGAG
Egretta garzetta (little egret) is the source of this 1496-nucleotide messenger RNA. It is a transcript of the gene ZFAND1, whose product is annotated as zinc finger AN1-type containing 1. Gene Ontology annotation, molecular function: zinc ion binding. The record is from RefSeq and is a predicted model, not a curated record. Gene Ontology annotation, biological process: cytoplasmic stress granule disassembly. NCBI's taxonomy places the organism in Eukaryota, Metazoa, Chordata, Aves, Pelecaniformes, Ardeidae. The transcript is spliced from 9 exons. Gene Ontology annotation, cellular component: cytoplasmic stress granule; cytoplasm. Bases 1 to 954 code for a protein of 317 amino acids.